UGAGUGGCUCCUUGUUUCAAUUUUUUUGUAAUGUAAUGUGAAUUUGAUGAUGUAAACGAGACAGACCUUUGAUGUUAUAAAAGAAGGGAAGGGAUGUAAUAGGCAAGGUAGGAAGCUCUAAGCGUGAGGUCGAUGGAUCGUAUGGUGGUAGCGUUUAUCGGGAUUGGACUUCGAAUCUUUGCCUUCAUAUGUCUCUUUAUCGCCUUGGUCGUAAUUGCCACUGACAAACUGGUCCUCAUUGAUGGCUCCGAAUCAACCUUUAAUGACGUUCAAGGAUACAGGUACGUUUUGGCCGUGGCAAUCAUAGGGUUAGUCCAUACAAUACUACAACUGGGUUUCUCUAUAUACUAUGCGGUUACCCAAAUCGUACCCUUUUGGAAGGGACUCCCUCAAUUCAAUUACUACGCAGACCAGGUGAUAAAUUGGGUGUUGGCAUCGGCGGCGGGGGCCGGCCUUGCGGUGUCGGCGGAUCGUAAAAUGUUACUGAAUCAAGUUGUCGAGAACGAUAUCGGCGAUUGCGUGGUGUUGUUUGCAGCAUUGGAUCAGCAGAAGUGGUUGGUUAACGAUUUCUUCGAUAGGGCCAAUAUCGCCUCUGCCAUUCUCUUCCUUGCUUUCCUCUCCAUCGCCACUCUCCUCCUCCUCUCUCCAUUCAAUCGGAUCAAACCUAUGCCCACCACCCAAGAUCUUGAGGCCCAUUCUCCGCAGGCCCAAAAGAUCCAGGCCCAAUCUCCACAGGCCCAAAAGGUCGAGGCCCAAUCUCCACAGGCCCAGACAGUCGAGGCCCAACCUACGGAGACCUCUUCCACUUGAUUUUUCCCAUUUCACCGUUGCUUUUCAUC
Messenger RNA from Cucurbita maxima (winter squash), 839 nucleotides. RefSeq names its product CASP-like protein 4D1. The coding region runs from base 133 to 810 and encodes 225 amino acids. The transcript has 3 exons. NCBI's taxonomy places the organism in Eukaryota, Viridiplantae, Streptophyta, Magnoliopsida, Cucurbitales, Cucurbitaceae. The record is from RefSeq and is a predicted model, not a curated record.